Molecule: messenger RNA, 3970 nt
Organism: Vespula pensylvanica (western yellowjacket)
Lineage: Eukaryota; Metazoa; Arthropoda; Insecta; Hymenoptera; Vespidae
Exons: 8
Coding region: 440-3751 (1103 amino acids)
Biological process (GO): protein deubiquitination
Cellular component (GO): cytoplasm
Molecular function (GO): cysteine-type deubiquitinase activity
Source: RefSeq, a predicted model, not a curated record
CUCUCUCUGUCUCUGUCUCUGUCUCUGUCUCGUUUGCGACAGGGCAUAGGCGACGUCGUGACGCGUCGCCGCGUCUCGAGUGCUUUCGGUUUUUUUUAAGAGAGAACUUCGUAACGUAUCGUAGGAGAACGGUUUCGUAGGAGCGAGAUUUAGACGGUAGAAAGAAAGAAAAAAAGAAAGAGAGAGAGAGAGAGAGAGAGAGAGACGUACGAACGAACGAACGAACGAACGAAAGAAAAUAAAAGAAAAGAAAAGAAAGGAAAAUGGAAGUCGUUCUUGGUCGAUACUAUAUUUGAAGUAUAAAACGAGUGUGGCGAAGCGUCGAUCGAAAAAGAUUUUCUUCUGGUUAGAACGGACGUUCGCAACGUUCCUACUAGAUCCAGAGCGAAGAAAGAAGGAAGGGAAGAGGAAGAAAAGAAAGCAAAGAUAGCAAAGUGCAAUGUCGUAUCACCGCGGGGGUCAAACAGGCUCCGUAGCCGUGUCUUACAGUACCAGCCCAAUGGCACCGCAUUCACCUAGCAGGCGAUAUUCGAGUGGCUCAGCGUCUUCGAGUACAACAACAUCCGGUGUUGGAGGUGGUGGUGGCGGUGGUGUUGGUGGUGGUGGUGGUGGUGGUAGUAGUGGUAGUGGUAGUGGAGGUGGUGGUGGUGGUGGUGUUGGUGUUGGUGGUGUUGGAGGAGGUGCUAGUAGCAGCAGUACCGGUAGUGGAGGGAGCAGUGGUUCAACGUCCAAGUACAAUUACACCUCAAGAGGUACCCCAUCGUCGCUUCGAGACCGUUCGAGCAUUUUUCCAUCGUCUCCAUCAUCGACGAUUCCUAGUCUUCGUUCCAGCUACGUCUCUGAUUGCAGAAGAUCUUAUUGCCAAACUGGAAGUUACUACUCAUCGGCUACGACCAGCAGCCUCCGCAGGAGCUACUUGUCAGAGUACAGCCGUCCUCAGUGCUCACCCUCAAGGUCCGUCUCGUCUUCGUACGGCGGCGAUACAAGUGGCAUCGGUGGAAGCGUCUGUAGUACUCUGGCAAACGGCAUCAGUAGCAUCGGUUCCAGCGGGCGAUACACAUCGUCGACGUCAUCUUCCUAUUUGUCAUCUUCUACCGCUUCCUCGAGGGAUCGUACCUUGGAUUCGUCUGCGUUACGUCGAGACGUUAACACGGAUAUCAUCGGCAGGUGUUCGCCAUUGGUUUACGUACCUAGCGUCGUUCGCCAUUCUUCUCAGAGUGGUACUCAUCGUUGGAAGCAACAUCAGCAGCAGCAGCAGCAGCAGCAGCAACAUUCGAAGGCAACAACGACAGGAGGUGGUUCGACUUUGAACGAAUUGAUCGGAGGAGAGGAACGCGAAGGAAAACGAACGGGAAGUGUACGUCCCGAAUCUUCGCUCUCCUCGUCUUCCUCGUCGUCAUCGUCGUCCGCCAUCACAGGUGGUGGGCUUUGGUCGAGGUCUAAGGGGAGGCCAUUUACCGCCGGCAGCACGGUGCUCACCACCGGUACGGGGCAUGCACGCGCCCACAGCGCAACAUCGUCCGUCGAGGUAACGAUCGCCGGUCAUCGGACUGACGAGGACGAUGACGAGGACAUCGACGAAGACGACGACGACGACGACGACAACGACGACGACGACGAGGAAGACGAUGGCGACGUCAACGACGAUAACGAUUACGUGAACGACGAGGACGAGGACGAGGACGAGACUAACGAGCGCGAUAACGACGACGACGACAACAACGAGGACGACGAGGACGACGACGUUGACGCGGCCAUCGGCCCUUCCAAUGUAAACGACGACGACGACGACGACGAGGACGACGAUCGACGAAACGACAAUAACAACAAUAACGCCAACGGCAAUCUCGACGGCAGCAGCAACAGGAAUAAUACUAGCAGCAAUUCGGGCUCCAACGAGGAGGACGGCUACGUCUACGAGCAGCUAGAUUAUAACGACGAUCCGCGGCGCGACGAUGACGACGCGGAUAACAAUCGUAUCAACCGCCAUCACCACCAACGCGCCCGUCGUUCGGUCAGCAACAAACAACGUAUCUCCGUUUCCCCGACGGCCGAACGUAAUGUCGCGGCCACCAUAGCUGCCGCCAUUGUUGCUGCCGUUAGACCGCGUAACGAGGGUGGUGGUGCUGGCGGUGGUUUGAUUCCUGUUAAUCUUGACCUGCUAACUAAUCUCGCUAAUACUAAUCCAAAUAAUACCACCGAGCAUUUGAUCGAUAACGACGAGCAGAGUAGUCAACGCAAUUCCUCGCUCCAGUCGGACGAUUUUGAGAUCGACGAUAACGAGGUAAUACGUGGGGUCAACGAGGUUGCCUCGAUCGAGCCGGUCGAUACUUAUCGUCGGAAUGCUCUUUCCUCUGGAAAUCACGACUUAUUGGACGGUCUCAGUACCAAAAGCAAUUCGCCCGUUAAUCCAUUCGAUAUCGAGGAAAAUGACUUUGAGGUCAGGACUUUGUAUACCGUACUUCAGAACGGUCUAUCGGGAAGAACGUCCGAUGACCAUUCCGACGAUCCGUCCGUACCUUCGACGUCCAGCCGGCAGGAAGGACAUUUCUCUGGAAUCGACGGAAACACGGGAGCAUCCGCUAGUGGUCUUACAUCUUCCCCUGCAACACCUAACACGAGACAGCAAAGUCUCUAUCGCGCUGGCAACGAGCAGUUCGAGGGAAGUCCAACCAACAGACCGGUGCGUAAUCCAUUCCAAGCUCAUCGGGACGAAAGAUGUGGCUUAAACGGUUUGCGAAAUAUCGGAAAUACAUGUUUCAUGAACAGCGUGAUCCAGUGUCUGAGCAAUACCAGACCACUUUUAGAAUACGUGACGAACGAACAUUACUUGGUCGACAUAAACACUACAACGUCGAGUAUGAAAGGUGCUUUGAUAAAGGCGUUCAGCCAAGUAAUACAAGAAUUGUGGCAAGUUGACGGGGAUCACGUGGUCAAUACAUCAGCAUUAAAGUCUCAAAUACAAAGAUUUACGCCACGAUUCAUGGGUUAUAGUCAGCAAGAUGCUCAAGAGUUCCUCAGGUAUUUGUUGGAGGGAUUACACGAGGAUGUUAAUAGGAUCACCAUUAAACCACAACCGAUUCAUACGGAUAUACCUGAUAUGUAUACGGAUAGCGAAAAGGCAGCAGAAAGUUGGAAACGUUAUCUACGCAGCGAAGACAGCAUGAUAGUCGAUUUAUUUGUUGGACAAUUAAGAUCGUCCUUACGAUGUACAUUCUGCGAUCACGUAUCGGUAACGUUGGAUCCUUUUUGGGAUUUAAGUUUACCGAUUCCAGCUAGAAGUGGCACAGUCAAGCUCAGCCAAUGUUUGGAACAUUUUACGCGUGAAGAGGUUCUCGAUGGCGACGAGAAACCAACGUGCUCGAAAUGUCAGAUGAGGAGAAAGUGUACCAAGAGCUUCGGCAUACAAAAAUUUCCUAAAAUUCUUGUUAUUCAUUUAAAACGCUUUUCGCCGAUGGAACGAUUUCGUGGCAAGCUGAACGUAAUGGUUGACUUUCCAUUGAUGGACUUGGAUCUCAGUGCCUUUGCCGCUCCAAGAGUACCGGGUUGCACGUACAAUCUUUACGGUGUCGCCAAUCAUUCCGGUACAACUUAUUCCGGUCAUUACACGGCGUAUUGCAAACAUCCGUACUCAGGAGAGUGGCACGAGUAUAACGACAGCCAUAUUUCGGGGAUACCAGCUAAAUCGGUUGUUUCCAGCGAAGCCUAUGUAUUAUUUUACGAACAACAGCCCCAUAGUUCUCAUUUGUAACCUCACGCCAUGUUUGAUCAGCGACCAUCUUGCCUCUUGAUAUAUUAUGUACUAGGCUCGGUCCAGCCUCUAGCAAUACUCUUCUAUCGUGUGUGCGGUAUUCAAAAGCGAAUAUUAAAUAAUAAACUGGACGACAAGGACGGGUCACUUUACUCAGGAACGUAGCGUAUUUCGCGCGACGUCUGUGACGAAAGCCUCUCUAUUGUUCUUUUUCUUCUU